GGUGCAGUUGAGCGGUCCAUCUUGAGAUUAUCUCACUCAAAGCUCUAAAGCUUAACGCAUUGUCUUCAUCGCACCAUUCAUCAACAGCAGUUUAUCUUCGGUUCCCCUUUUACGGUGAAGAAAAGAUAAAGGCUGAUCUGACCGAGUUUUAAAUUAUUCCUUGCAGGUGAAAGUGAAUCAUAGAAAAAACCUAACAAGGGACUUGGCCAGACUGAAAUAAUGGAUCGAAGGUGCCUAUACGUGAUCCUGAUGUUGGAGGGCCUGGCCAUCUCUGCAGUGACCGGAGCAAACAGUGAAGCUGAUGAGAACGCUGUAGACAGCCCCAACUAUUAUUACGACACUCCUGACCCCGUGUAUUUGCCAAGCGAGAAGUUGUACAACCAGCCCCAAGCUCCUACUGUGAUCUACCUGCCCCAGCCCUCGCCCUACACCGCCUCUCAGACCCCAGUCAACACUAACGUCAUCCCCCAGCCACGGUCUUAUUUCGCACAAAAGCAAACUUACUAUCAAAACCCAAAGCCGGCCUCUACCUACCUCCAACAAAUAACGCAACUUCAGCAGCAGCAGCAACGAAAACAGCAGCAGCAGCAGCAACAACAACAACAACGACAACAGCAACUGCAGCAACUUCAGAAUGUGAACACCAAUGCAGCGUCUUUGUGUGGCGCGAAUGCGUGUGCGGUCGGCACUGUGUGUAGAGUUGUCCAGCUAUGCACUAUGUGCUCCCCCCUUGCUGUGUGUAUUCGGCCGGGAACUUUGCCUGCUGAAGUUGGUGAACCUCGUCAAGAGAAUGUAAGAAGGGACACGUUGCAGGGUUAUACAUGGUGGCCAGCUCACUGA
This is a messenger RNA of Aplysia californica (California sea hare), 840 nucleotides long. RefSeq names its product alpha/beta-gliadin MM1-like. The transcript has 4 exons. The record is from RefSeq and is a predicted model, not a curated record. Bases 220 to 840 code for a protein of 206 amino acids. NCBI's taxonomy places the organism in Eukaryota, Metazoa, Mollusca, Gastropoda, Aplysiida, Aplysiidae.